Cyphellophora attinorum is the source of this 1185-nucleotide messenger RNA. RefSeq lists its product as uncharacterized. The record is from RefSeq and is a predicted model, not a curated record. The coding region runs from base 1 to 1185 and encodes 394 amino acids. The transcript has 3 exons. Lineage: Eukaryota; Fungi; Ascomycota; Eurotiomycetes; Chaetothyriales; Cyphellophoraceae.
AUGCCGUACAACACUCGCCGGAAAUCAAUCUCCCUGUCCUCGCUCGGUAUACAAGUGCCUAAUUCUACACGGCUACACCGCGCGAACUCCAAGUCAACUGUAUCCGAAGAUCUGUCGCAAAUGCCACCUACGAAGAAGCAGAAGCGAUCUCAUACCGAUGAAGCGCCUCUUUCGCCAGUCUCGAGUCCACGAUCGCCGGCGCGGUCGCCACCAGCGCAUUCCAAGCGACUUUCGCAGCCACAGAGAAUCAAGCUAGAACACACUCCUCCACCAUCGCCUGGCGAUGUCGAGAUCGCGCGCAAGAAGACAGCAAACAGACCUCAUCUGAUCAAGGAAUUGGCAACAGUCCUAGCAUCGACAAAUCAAAACAUUGCUCACUCCGCGAACCCUGCCGCCCUCCUCUCUUCUCGACUGAGCCAGUAUCUCAAGCGACAAUGGACGCCCCUCUCACCUUGUCCACUGGAAAAGGAACUCAUUCCCGUACAUCCUCGCAAGGUCUUCUUCUUCCUCACAACACAAAAGCGAGGACAGCUACCAGAGAACUCGGAUGACAUCCUGCCGCCAACAUUGGCCGACCUCAAGCGCCUCACUCCUAGUAUUUCGGAUCCUAGCGUGGCCGGAGACGACAGCGAUGCAGAAAUGCGAGGACGCUCACCAAGUCCAGAGGUUGAGCUGUUCAUGCCCGAUCUAGAGGACGACAUCGGCAUUCCUACACCACCUACUCCUGGUGAGCCAUUCAGUGGUCGCAGUUCGCUCAAUCCAGACGGUAGUCCAGAUGUUCGGGCACGACGAUCAAACAGAGCACCAAGUCCUGCACUGGAAGCGGACGAGAAGGGUUUCACCGAAACCGCUCAGGCCGUUCGAGCUCGUGGAAUGAGCCUCCAAGCACCUCAGCCGUCAGUCGAAGUUGACCACUCAGCGAUUCUGGAAGCGCAGGAGACACCCGAACAACAGCAGAAUCGCGACCACAGCCUUCUCUUCAACACCUCUCGGUUGAGCGAACAGCAACAGCAACACAUGAUGCUCGGCAGCAGCCCUGUCAUUCCAGCCAAGCCGGCCUCGAUGGCCAAAGCUCCGGCUUUGCUCAACCUUGAUGAUGUGGAGAUGUAUAAUGCGACUGAUAACCUGAUCAGUCCUGAGAUGAUUGAUAUUGACGAGCUUGACUCGAUGUUCGAUGGCUACUAG